CUUUAAUUUAAUCACGCCAUUUGUAUUGAAGUGUGAGCAUUAUUUUAUCGGUAAACUAAAGGUAAAUAUAGAGGAAGAUGACUGAGAAGAUAGCAAACACAAUGACGUCUCUGGCAGAGGAGAACAGAGAUGUUAAAAUCUCCCUCAGAUUAUUACUCAAAUAUGAAAUACAGUCUCUGCUUGAGAGAUUAUAUGCACUUGGUGAUGAUAGUUUAUUGAUACUGACAAACACUAGUGAGGGAACAUGUUCUCAUCUAGGAACAUCAAACGCUGACAACUUCCUACAAUCUCUACAAACAAAUUGUGGUGUUAACUUGAAAGAUACAUUUCAAAAGUUCUGUUCCAAUUGUGGAGGAACCAGUCAACACAUGGCGAUGUCAAAUCUGCCGGGAUCAAGUUCAUUUACAGGAAGUCAAAGUCAGUGCCAGAAUGAGGCUAAGAUUCAACCCUUAUUACAGACAGCAUCACUAUCAAAUUUCCAAAGUCAGCUCAACAGUUUAAAUUCUAUGAUAAAUAGUCCACACCAAGUGAAGCAAGAUUUCAACACAAGGUUUACACCAUACCCAACACCUGGCGCUGGGGCUCAUUCUAAACAAUUUAAUACAAUGAACAUGACUGUUAUGAAACCAGCAGAGAUCACAACUCCACUUCAUCCUCCAGUAAUGGAAAGAAAGAAGAGAAAUGCCUGUCGACAUUUCCUGAGUAAAGGAUAUUGCUGGCAAGGUAGUACUUGUGCCUUCCUGCAUACUAGAGACCAACGUAUACUUGAUGCCGUUGGUAUCACACUCACCAGUAACGCGGACCAAAGUAACCAGUCAGCUAGCAACCAAUCGCCUAGCAACCAGUCACCUAGCAGUACUGAAGAGAAGGAACUACAUGAUGAUUCAAAAUAAUUCCAAUAUUCUUGUACUUUAUACACAGAAUCCUAAAUAUUGUAAUAGCAUUAAAUCUGUCAUCCAUCUUACAUCUUUAUCUACACUUCCUUUAAACAACAUCUAAACCAUAUGGCAGAUUUUGACCAAAUUUCUCAGGAAUUUUCAAUGGGUGGUCCUCAAAAGAAGUAACAUCAUUUUCCAGUCAGCAAACACAUUAAAUCAAUUUUGAUCUAAAAGCAAGUUUAUCCAAGAUUCCAAUAUUUACCAUCAAAAUUAUAAUGUAUUCCACCUAUUGUGAUAGCCAUUAAGUCAUACAUGUAUUAACCAGUCAUGAAGGAUAAGCACAAAAUAAGAAUUAAAGUAGCGAUAAUAUUAGUUUAUACUUAUUUAUUUUAGUCUGAUUGUGUUGAAAGCUACAAGUGUAUUGAAGCACUCUCAAAUCUGUCCCUGGAAUCAACCAUUACUAAGCAAUAAGUUUGAAGUUUCUUGCUCAUGGAAACAACAGCUUGCCUGCCCUGACAGGUUUGAACCCAUGCAGACAGUAAUCCUAAGAUUGUUAGUCUGAGGCAUUAACCACUAGGCCAAGCCGUUACUACUAGUGAUAAUAUUGAGAACUGAUGAGAUAUUUGUAGACCAUUCUAAUCAUUAUCUAUUUGUGAUGACUGAUAUUUGUUUAUGUUGACAUUUUAGCACUAUAGUGAUGAUAUUAAAAAUUUCUUUAACGAAGGGGGAUAACUCUAAAUGCUUGUAAUCAGGUCUUCUUAUACCUUUGUAUUAUAUACAUAAAAUAUUUGUCUACAAAAUUCUAUUUUAAUUGUGAUGUAAAUGUUUGUAAGAAUAAAGAUUAAUACAA
Ruditapes philippinarum (Manila clam) is the source of this 1728-nucleotide messenger RNA. RefSeq lists its product as uncharacterized. Lineage: Eukaryota; Metazoa; Mollusca; Bivalvia; Venerida; Veneridae. Bases 78 to 893 code for a protein of 271 amino acids. Gene Ontology annotation, molecular function: metal ion binding. The transcript is spliced from 7 exons. The record is from RefSeq and is a predicted model, not a curated record.